Messenger RNA from Galendromus occidentalis (western predatory mite), 719 nucleotides. RefSeq lists its product as uncharacterized. The transcript is spliced from 4 exons. Bases 77 to 679 code for a protein of 200 amino acids. NCBI's taxonomy places the organism in Eukaryota, Metazoa, Arthropoda, Arachnida, Mesostigmata, Phytoseiidae. The record is from RefSeq and is a predicted model, not a curated record.
CUCUUCCUUGAUCGUCGAUCGUCCCGCUUGUUUUGGUCGGGGUCAUUUGAACACCUAGGUGUUCCUCCCUGUCAGCAUGGAUCCGAGGGAUCGUUCAAAGGAAUACCGCGACCCGCAAGUUCGCGUGAAGGAUUGGAAACUUACAGCCGAGCCGCAGAAGUACGAGUUAGCUCGAUCAUACUACCACUCGCCCGCGGAUGAGGACUACUUCUACAAAAUACGCGCCGUAGCCAAGCAUGUAACAAUGGUCAGCUUCGGCUCGGGCAUGCUGUACGAACACUUGCGAAGACAGGAAAAGAGGAUCUUCCCGCUCCUGGGUGCCGGCGUCAUCGCCCUUGUUCCUGCCUACAUUGCGACUGGUAUCUUCAUGGCCACAAACGCCGCGCUUGCAAAGAUCAGGGGCGAAGAUCGUGCUCUGAACCAUUUCGCUGGUGGCUUCUUGGCCACUUAUUACCUGUUGGCCCAGCUGAAAUUUAGAGCGAAGAGCCCCCUCUCUCUAUUCAUGGGCGUUGCUGCGGCCCGUAUGAAAUACACGAGGAACAUCGAGAUCACCGAAGGCAGGAUGAUGUUCAAUCCUUGGGACAGGAUCAAUGUUAUCAGAAUGGAACCGAGUCCUCUCACGCACUUCCUGAGAUUCCCGACACUCCGCAAAAUGCCAUCGGAAACCCCGGAGGCCUAGUUUCACCGUUUAUGAGAGAAUGAAUAAAACUUCUGUAAUA